CCCGGCAGCAGAUCCGAGCAGCAGCAGCAGCAGCAGCAGCAGGAGGAGGAGCACCAUCAAUCGAAGCUCUGUCCUUGUUGGUGGUGCACUUUCCGAGACCGGCUGGGCUGUGGGCUGUGGGCUGUGGGCUGGGCGGAUAGAAGGUCCUCCAUCAACCUGCGAUCUUCCUUUUCGCCUUGCUUCCUUCCACGAUCGCGCGCAUGUUCGCCUGCCCCUUUCCUGCUCGAUCGGCUUGGGUUGGACAGGCGUGGAUGCCUGUACCCUGAGAUCCAAGAUCUCACGUCGUCGCGGAGGAAUUACCAGAAAACACAUUGCCUGAGCUGAUCUGACCUGCCGACAGCGCAGGGCGUCCGUCUGUCGCAUGCUGCAGUCUAGGGGGUGAAAAAUCUGGUCUUUGGCAGAGAGCAGCAGGGGAGGAGGGUAAAAGGAAAAUGUUCGGUUGUUUGCAGCGAGGACUGCCGAGAUCUGGAAGUUACAGCUUCGGGGCUCGGGCAUAAAGCAAGCUCGAGGAUACCCGAGAAGGAGACGAGCUGGAGGUGUCGGAGGGAUCGUUUGGCCAAGUGCGGAACCGAUCGACAUCGAGUUCCCAGCUCGACCAGUCGGGAGAACACCAGCAACAGCAGCAUUUCGAGGCGCACGCAAAGAUGAGGGGCGCACGGCAGGAAAGCCUGGGGGAGAAACUGUACCGGUACAGGGGUGUGUUGUUUGUGGUGUCGAUACCGAUUGCCCUCAUCUCUUUCGUUCUUCUCUUGAUGCCGCGCUCUCUGGACGAUGCGUCGAUCGCUGGGCUCGAUAAUUUUGAGCCUGGUCCCGGAAAGAUUUUAAUGGAGCCUGGUUCAACCAAGCGAUGGUCGAUCGUAUUUGAUGCCGGAAGCUCAGGAAGUAGGGUGCAUGUUUUUGCCUUCGACACUAGCAUGGAUCUGAUUCCUUUCGAGGAUGGAAGUAUGGAGAUUUUCUUGCAGUCGAAGCCUGGACUAAGCAACUACAGUGGGAGACCCGAGGAAGCUGCGAAGUCUUUGAACGUGUUACUUGAUCCAGCUUUGGAAGCUGUCCCUCGUAGUUCGUGGUCAGAAACUCCGGUUCUUCUGGGGGCUACUGCCGGACUGAGGCUUCUCCCAGGUGAAAAUUCAGAAAAUAUUCUCGAGCAGGUUCGAAGUUUAUUGGGUAAUACUGGUCUGAAGUUUAAGGAUGAAUGGGUUUCUAUCUUGAACGGAGCAAAGGAGGGCACAUACCAGUGGGUAACCGUAAAUUAUCUUCUUGGAAAUUUGGGGAAGUCCUUCGACAAGACAGUUGGUGUUGUCGACCUUGGUGGUGGCUCCGUUCAAAUGUCGUAUGCUAUCUCAGAAGAGACAGCGAAGACAGCGCCUAAGCCUCAGUCAGGCGUCGACUCUUACGUCGUCAAACUGAAUUUGCUCGGCCAAACUUAUUACUUAUACGUAUACAGCUACUUGCGCUAUGGACUGCAAGCCGUCAGGGGAGAGAUUCUGAAGCUUGUGAAGAAGACGGACACUUGCCCCUGUAUUCCCGAAGGAUUUGACGGCACUUACAAAUAUGGCAGUGAGAGCUGGAGGGCAGUUGCUGGCCCAGAUGGUGCGGACGUUGCGAAGUGUAAAGAGCUGGCACUAGAAGCACUUAGAAAGGAUGAUGCUUGCACCAGCAUGCAGUGUACGUUCGGAGGGGUCUGGAGUGGAGGGGGAGGAGCUGGAAGAAAGAAACUUCUUGUAGCUUCUUUUUUCUUUGACAAAGCCUUGGAGGCUGGCAUCAUAACAGAUCCUAAAGCCUCACAGGCAACCAUUAAACCUUCAAACUUUCAGAAGGCUGCAGCGAAGGCUUGCAAGAAAAACGUUGACGAUGUCCAAUCAACGUAUGGUUUGUCGGCAUCAGACGCCCCGUACUUCUGUAUGGAUCUUGUGUACGAAUACCUCCUUCUUGUGGAAGGAUUCGGAAUUGAUGCAAACGAGGAAAUUACUUUGGUCAAACAAGUGAGUUAUCAAGGCGGACUUGUGGAAGCCGCUUGGCCUCUUGGAAUGGCCAUCGAGAGUCUGUCGUCGUAAUUCACUUAAAUCACAUCAUUUUUUGUUUUCUAUAAGUCCUCUCAUAGUUAGUCUCAUUCUUUCGAAAGCGAAUUCUAGGAUCUGGUUACCUGCGGUAGUGUCCAGUGACAACACACUGUCCGAAGCGGAAGUAUGCAACGCGUGUAUCUGUAAAAUCUUCGUGAAAAUGAUGCUGUGGCUUUCAUCAUAAGCACCGUAAUCAGAGAGGCCGAAAGCCUCUCGCCACCAAUACUUACCGCGUGCAACUGAAAACGCUAUGUGACGAUACGACACAAAUGGAUUGACAUGUAAUCCUCUCCCCUACGCAGAAGUAAAAGGUGACUAUUUAUUGUU
Marchantia polymorpha subsp. ruderalis is the source of this 2387-nucleotide messenger RNA. The record is from the annotation of a GenBank genome assembly. NCBI's taxonomy places the organism in Eukaryota, Viridiplantae, Streptophyta, Marchantiopsida, Marchantiales, Marchantiaceae.